Molecule: messenger RNA, 3120 nt
Organism: Homalodisca vitripennis (glassy-winged sharpshooter)
Lineage: Eukaryota; Metazoa; Arthropoda; Insecta; Hemiptera; Cicadellidae
Exons: 9
Coding region: 3-1046 (347 amino acids)
Cellular component (GO): nucleus
Molecular function (GO): RNA binding
Source: RefSeq, a predicted model, not a curated record
UAAUGAAGAUGAGCAAGGUGGGUAACCAGACCAACUCUCAGGACCCACAAGCCGUCAACUCCAGGGUGUUUGUGGGUAACCUCAACACGUUCCAGUGUAGCAAGACAGACGUGGAGCGCAUGUUUCAACGGUACGGCCGCCUCGCAGGGAUCUCAAUGCACAAGGGAUACGCCUUUGUCCAGUUCACCAACCCUUUCGACGCUCGCAGCGCUUGCCUGGGGGAGGAUGGACGGACUGUAUUAGGACAGACCCUAGAUGUGAACAUGGUUGCGGAGCCGAAACCACACCAAACGGGAAGGAAACGACAAAAUGUUGCGAAAACUGGAAACGACUGGGAUUAUUACUACGACAGUUACUACGCAUCCGCGCAAUUCCUGGCACCCCGACUUGUGCCGCCCCUGAAGCGCCCCCGCCUGAUGGGCGCCGCCCCUGCGCGGGCUGCUGUCAAGGGGGCGGCGCCCCACAAACAAGCCAGCCCACCCCCGGCGACCCCCCUGCCUCUCGGCCAACUCAAGGUGUACAGUAACCCAGACAUCCUGAUUUGUGGGAACUGCAGGGAGAUGUUCACAGAACUGCAGGAGCUAGUAGAACACAAGAAGACUUACUGCAAGCUGCGGUUCACCUGCAAGUGUACUACCAUCAACGGAGCAUUCGCAAAAUCUCCGGGACACGACACGGCUGCCCUACUCUGUGUGCAGUGUAAAGACUCAUUUCUGACGGCCUGGGACCUGAUGGAACAUGUCCAGGCGGCCCACAUGCUCAACAUCUACGAGCUCGGCUCCAGUAAGAACGCGAGACUGUCACCUGCUCUCGAGACGACGCCGCCUGUGUCUCCUAACGGCAAAGAGGAUGACAAGUCGGUAGCUGACCAAGACGAGAUCAUGACGUCACCGGCGGACAUGGAAGACGAGUUGUUAGAGGUUGAGUCUACUGCCCAAGCCUGUAUCAUGCACGCCCUCCGUAUAGACUCGACUGCCGCCAUGUUGGGAGCGGACGGACACCUCGUGAAGCCUAUGACCAACGGAGAGCUGAAGGCCCAAGAGUGAACCCUGACGCCCGCCCGCCGGUCUACAAGUACUCCAGUAGCAGCAGUAUUAACAGUUAGGGCUCUCUCUGGGGUAAACUGUCGCCCCACAGUCGAAGUGGGGUCAGGUCCAUAUCAGACACGAUUAGACAAAUUCGUCAAGUUAAACUUAUUUUUAUUAUAAAAUAAUCUUUAAGGUAAUACUGUACUUAGGAUUUAAGUUGUUUUGUAGCCUAAUAACAAAUAACAGUUUAAUAAGUUUGAUUUCAUCUUGUUUUUAAAGUUUUCUUGUAGAGUUAGGGUAUUCCAUUAAUAUUUAACGCUGCGAGAUUGAGAUUUUUGUAGAAGUAAAUUUUGUUCAGAGCUUAAUUAAAAUUGGUUUGCAAUACUGUUCAGGAAUUUUACUUCUUUUCAAAUUUUAGAAUGAAUGUGAUUUUAAUUUAAAUUCAAUUAGCGCUCAGUUUAAAUUUCUCAGAUCUAUAAAUAAAGUUCUACCCAAAAUUUAAGUCAAUAUUUGUGUUCUUGGUUAAAUAACAAAAUGUAAAUAUAAAUAAUAAAUUUUUACAAGCUAAUUCAGUUUACAGCAAUAAACAACAAUGAUUUUUUUCCCCUAAACAUACGUUUACUCUACAGUUUGAUGCAACGAACGAAUGUCUAUACUUUAUAAAUAGUCUGUAACCCUUGUGCUGGUUUUUAUGUCAAUAGAAUCCAACCAACUCUUCACAUUCUUCAUGUCUCCUCUUUUCUUCGAUCUAAACAAAUUGUAAAUUCUUUGCUUUGUAUUUUUACUUCAAUUCUGAAUAGAAAUUUACUGUUAAAUGCCGAAAUGAUCAAUGGCUCUCGAACAAAAAUACUUAAAGCUACUACGUCAUGUUUUGUAAAUUUUUCUCAAUUCCGUACUUAUAGAGCUUUACCUUAUAGUAUUGUUACUGUAGAUUGUAUUUAUGUUUGUGUUGCCUUUUUAGAAGAGCAAAUGUUUUGUUUGACUUGCUUAGCGAUUGUUUCCAAAGUUGGCCUAUUUUUAUUGAGAUUUAUUGUGUUAGAGUUUGAUAAUACAUUUUUAGAGUAUUUUGACCAAAGUAUACACUUACUUAUUACUGUUGUAGAAACUAAUGUUUAAGAUACUUUCCCGAUAGAUUUUAAAUAUAUGUAACCUAUUGUGACUGUUGGGCGUAAAAUAUUUGAUAUGAAUUUUAUGCGAAUUAGUUGCUUCUAGAGUUAUUUUUACUGUCUCCUUGAUAUUGUUAUUUACGACAAUCUAUAAAGUAGUGAAAAGUCAACACGAUCUCCUUGCACGGCUUAAAUAAUUGGAUUACCAACCAACAAGAAAAUAUUUUUGAUCAGUUUAUCUUGGUUAGAUAAAUAAAAAUUCAUAGGUUAGAUGUUAUCAUUUAAUUUAAUUAAAGUUAAAAUACUAUUUUUAUAGAAAACAUAAAUAUACCAAAGAGUAUGGUAUUGAUAAUAAUAAUUUUUUAUCUUCGAAUCUCGUACCUAAAAGUUAAUAUUAUGAUUUCUACAAAAUACAUCCAUUUUAGGCAAAAGUUUAUUUGUAAGACGUUUGAUUAUUUAAAGUAAAAUAAAAUGUGUAUUUUAACUUUAUAUGUUAGUUGAAUUUAUAAAGAAGCUCACAGAUUAACAUUGUGAUACCAUUUCAUACGGAAUAGAGAUGUUUUCUCCAGUGAAAUUUAUUAUUAUAUAGUGAAAAAAUAUACAAAUACUACCGUAUUGAUUUAAUUAUAGUUUCCUCAAUUCCCUAAACUAAGGUGCAUUAUUUUUGUUGUUUUGUUGUUAUACUUUUCACUUUAAGAAAGAAGACGUUCUUUCUCAAACUUUUUAAAAUCACAAUGCUUCCGUAACUUGUAGAGAUUGUAAAGGCUCCACUCUGGAGUACAGUAUACAGACACAGUUGUAGUAUUGUACAAGUGUUAUCAGUUUGAUCCUUGUAUCUUGUCCUCCCUUCCUUACCGGCCUCAUUCACCUUAGGUAAGCUGUACAUAGCCAUCGUGUUUAUAAAUACAUUGAUUGUCAAUACAAAUUUUGUUGUAUAUAUAAACUGUAAAAUAAGAGAAAACAAAUAAAAUGUCUAACAUCACGUG